AUGGAGAACAACAUGACCCCGCUGUCACAUACCGAUCGCGUGACCGCAUUCAACAAUCCUGGGUUCGAUUUGAGUCUGUUUGAAAUGUGGGCCACGCUGAUAGCCCGGGGGACUAUCGUGGUCCUGCCAAAGGGAGUCGCAACCGACCCAAGCCGUCUUCCUGCCUUCUUGACUGACACCCGAGCGAGCGUGAUGAUCAUCCCAACGGCCCUAUUCAAUGUUAUUGCGUCGACAGCCCCCAAUGCAUUUCGUGCUUUGCGCCAUGUGAUAACAGCUGGCGAGGCAGCGAAUCCACGAGCGCUGCGAUCUGUCCUGGAGAAGGAACCUCCAGGAAACCUGUGCAAUGGGUACGGUCCUACCGAGGGGACUACCCUGACGACGAUGUACAGGGUAACCUUGCCGGACUGCCUGGAAGACCGCAUCAGUAUUGGCCAGCCCAUUGGAAACGCAAUUUUUUAUCUGCUAGACGAUAACCUGGAGCCUAUCGAGGAAAGCGGCAUGCAUGGCGACGGGAUAAACCAGGAUUCUUGGACUACAUCGGCCGUCGCGAUACACAGGUCAAGCAUCAAGGUUUUCUAUAGAUCAGGCACAUACACUAAACCUCUUUCAGUAGUAACCAACCAGCGGUACUUUGUAACUAACUACUUGUAA
Molecule: messenger RNA, 651 nt
Organism: Aspergillus tubingensis
Lineage: Eukaryota; Fungi; Ascomycota; Eurotiomycetes; Eurotiales; Aspergillaceae
Product: NRPS-like enzyme
Exons: 1
Coding region: 1-651 (216 amino acids)
Biological process (GO): amino acid activation for nonribosomal peptide biosynthetic process; secondary metabolite biosynthetic process
Cellular component (GO): cytoplasm; cytosol
Molecular function (GO): phosphopantetheine binding
Source: RefSeq, a predicted model, not a curated record